AUGAGGCAGCAGUGUGCCCAGGUGGCCAAGAAGGCCAACGGCACCUGGCCUGGAUCAGGAAUGGUAGCCAUCAAAAGGGUGCCACGGAACCGCGUCCAUCACUGGGGUGAGCUGGUCCAGCUGCUGGAGUGGGUUGAGCUCCCCAACGACAUCUUCAUGGUGCUGGAGCGGCCGGAGCACUGUCAGGACCUGCACCAUUUCAUUCGGGCACGGGGCUUCCUGUCCGAGGGGGUGGCGCGGCAGCUGUUCCGCCAGGUGCUGGAGGCCGUGCGGCACUGCACCAGCUGCGGGGUCCUGCACCGCGAUAUCAAACCAGAGAACAUCCUGGUUGACCUGGCCACCGGGCAGGCCAAAUUGAUUGACUUUGGCUGUGGCACCUACCUGCAAGAGACAGCCUACACUCACUUUGCAGGAACACCAUCAUACAGCCCCCCGGAAUGGACCCGCUUUGGCUGGUACCAUGGCGAGCCAGCUACCAUCUGGUCCCUGGGCAUCCUGCUGCACGAGAUGGUCUGUGGGAAGAUGCCUUUCAGGAGGGGCUGGAACUUC
Messenger RNA from Passer domesticus (house sparrow), 549 nucleotides. RefSeq names its product serine/threonine-protein kinase pim-1-like. The annotation marks the transcript as partial. The record is from RefSeq and is a predicted model, not a curated record. Gene Ontology annotation, biological process: protein autophosphorylation; negative regulation of apoptotic process; regulation of mitotic cell cycle. Gene Ontology annotation, cellular component: cytoplasm. The transcript has 4 exons. Gene Ontology annotation, molecular function: protein serine/threonine kinase activity; ATP binding. Lineage: Eukaryota; Metazoa; Chordata; Aves; Passeriformes; Passeridae.